GUUGCCGGAAGUGACAAAAUAAAGUAAACAGAGCAGCUGUCAAUGGCCUCGGAAAUUCACACAGUUCCAGAUUAAAGGGACAGAAAGAUAUUUUUUACUUUCUACUCACGAUAUCUGACGUUUUUAUGAGAAACUGGUGCGAACACUGACGAAGGGACAGGAGUGACUCUGCCCUGCGAUGUUCACAGACAUGGACUAUGAGCUGGAAGAGGACAAGCUAGGGAUACCAACAGUACCUGGUACUGUGUGUCUGAAGAAAGAUCCGAACAACCUUAUUGGCAUCAGCAUUGGUGGGGGGGCCCAGUACUGUCCUUGCCUCUACAUUGUCCAGGUCUUCGAUAACACCCCAGCAGCUCUGGAGGGGACGCUGGCAGCAGGCGAUGAAAUCACAGGUGUGAACGGGAAACCAGUGAAGGGGAAGACUAAAGUGGAGGUGGCCAAGAUGAUUCAAGUUGUCCAGGGAGAAGCAACGAUCCACUACAACAAACUGCAGGCAGAUCCAAAACAGGGGAAGUCUCUGGAUAUAGUGCUGAAAAAGGUCAAACAUCGGCUGGUAGAGAAUAUGAGCUCAGGCACCGCAGACGCUCUGGGACUCAGCAGAGCUAUUCUCUGCAACGAUGGACUGGUCAAAAGACUGGAAGAGCUGGAGAAAACGGCAGAGCUCUACAAAGGGCUGAUGGAGCACACAAAGAGGCUGCUCAGAGCUUUUUUUGAGCUUUCUCAGACUCACAGAGCGUUUGGUGACGUUUUCUCUGUCAUCGGCGUUCGAGAGCCCCAGGCGGCGGCCAGCGAGGCGUUUGUCAAGUUUGCUGAUGCUCACCGCAACAUCGAGAAAUAUGGAAUUCAGCUGCUAAAGACCCUCAAACCCAUGCUCCAUGACCUGAACACGUACCUUCACAAGGCCAUACCGGACACGAAGCUCACCAUCCGCAAGUACCUGGAUGUGAAGUUUGAGUAUCUGUCGUACUGUCUGAAGGUGAAGGAAAUGGACGAUGAAGAAUACAGCAGUAUUGCCAUCGGAGAGCCCAUGUAUCGCGUGAGCACCGGUAACUAUGAGUACCGCCUGGUGCUGCGGUGUCGGCAGGAGGCCCGGGCCCGCUUCGCCAAAAUGAGGAAGGACGUCCUGGAGAAGAUAGAGCUGCUGGAUCAGAAACACGUCCAGGACAUUGUGUUCCAGCUGCAGCGCUUCGUCUCCGGCAUGUCACAUUACUACGACGAGUGCUACGCCGUCCUGAAGGAGGCGGACGUGUUCCCCAUCGAAGUGGACCUCUCCCGCACCAUGAUCAACUACUGCAGCCAGUCGCUGUCCUACACGGAGGAUGAAGAGGAGGACGAGGACGGAAGAGGCAGAGAGGAAGGAGGCGGCGGCAGCGCAGGCGGUCAAGCGGAGAACGGCGCCGAGAAACUGAUCGAUGACGAAUGAGAGUGUGUGGUUUUGUGAGUGUGUGUGUGUGUGUGUGUGUGUGUGUGUGUGUGUGUGUGUGUGUGUGUGUGUGUGUGUGUGUGUGUGUGUGUGUGUGUGUGUGUGUGUGUGUGCGCGCUUUCUAAAGGUACACCCUUCUUUCUUUUGUGAUUCACUUUAUCUGCUGCUGCUUAAACAUCAGAUCGACGUCCCACCAGCAUGUUUUCAUUGUAAUAAAUCCAUUCAUACAAAACGUCCCUCCGCUUUCGAUCUGUUAAACUGCCAUUUUAAAUCAGAUUUCUCAGGUUAUGAUGAAUGAUUUGAAAAACAGUAGAAAUCAGUGUUGUUUUUGUUGCUGCUGCCAUUUGUGCCUUGACCACUGAGAGUCGCUUUGUGAUUUUUUUAUGAAAUGCAUCAAUGCAUAUUAGUCGCGUCCACGUGUGAAACACUAUCGAGUAAAUAAAGACAAUCAGUCAAACUCAGGGAAGUUGAUCUUUUCUGCUGAUGUGAUUUAAGAGCAUCUAAUCUUCUACUCUGUGCAGAAUGACAAUAUUUCAGGUUUGUAUUUUUGUAUAAUCUUGUGUGAAAUGAUGCACAUUUUUUCAUGUGUUAAUCUGUUUAAUAAAGUUUUACUGUUUCAA
This is a messenger RNA of Hippoglossus stenolepis (Pacific halibut), 2043 nucleotides long. It is a transcript of the gene pick1, whose product is annotated as protein interacting with prkca 1. Lineage: Eukaryota; Metazoa; Chordata; Actinopteri; Pleuronectiformes; Pleuronectidae. Gene Ontology annotation, cellular component: trans-Golgi network membrane; postsynaptic early endosome; neuron projection. Bases 179 to 1423 code for a protein of 414 amino acids. The record is from RefSeq and is a predicted model, not a curated record. Gene Ontology annotation, molecular function: protein domain specific binding; phospholipid binding; protein kinase C binding. The transcript has 14 exons. Gene Ontology annotation, biological process: receptor clustering; intracellular protein transport; dendritic spine maintenance.